Racocetra fulgida is the source of this 341-nucleotide messenger RNA. The record is from the annotation of a GenBank genome assembly. Lineage: Eukaryota; Fungi; Glomeromycota; Glomeromycetes; Diversisporales; Gigasporaceae.
AUCCUUCAAGUCCAAUGGUCAUUGAAGAUGAAACUCAACUAAAUGAUUCAAUGGAAGUACAAUUUAGAGAUGAUAAGUCUAUACAAAAUAAUCUUUUCAAUGAGAAAAAUGAGAAAGUACACAACCAUAAAUACGAAUUAUCAUUCAUUGAGUCAUUAUCUAAAUGGGUUUUACGUGUUUGUAGAAAAUGUCAAAAUUUUAACCCAGCACAAAGUGGGACGCAUAAGGAUAAACCUGCCUUACGGCAUCAAAAUGCACCAUUGGUUAUAUCAUGGGACGGGCUUCCUUUCGUGGAUAAACCGUUAGUUCUGGAAAACGAUAUCCGAGAACAAUGUGAAAUG